This is a messenger RNA of Sodiomyces alkalinus F11, 1416 nucleotides long. RefSeq names its product glutathione reductase. NCBI's taxonomy places the organism in Eukaryota, Fungi, Ascomycota, Sordariomycetes, Glomerellales, Plectosphaerellaceae. The coding region runs from base 1 to 1416 and encodes 471 amino acids. Gene Ontology annotation, cellular component: mitochondrion; cytosol. The record is from RefSeq and is a predicted model, not a curated record. The transcript is spliced from 2 exons. Gene Ontology annotation, biological process: cell redox homeostasis; cellular response to oxidative stress; glutathione metabolic process. Gene Ontology annotation, molecular function: flavin adenine dinucleotide binding; glutathione-disulfide reductase (NADPH) activity; NADP binding.
AUGGCUCCCAUCACCAAGGAGGCCGACUUUGUUGUCAUCGGCGGUGGCAGCGGUGGUCUCGGCGCCGCUCGCAGGGCAGCCUCUCAAUUCGGCGUCAAGGCCCUCAUCAUCGAGAGUAAGAGGCUAGGAGGAACCUGCGUGAACGUUGGUUGCGUUCCCAAAAAGGUCACCUUCAACGCCGCCGCCAUCGCCGAAACCAUCCACGAAGCGAAAAACUACGGCUUCAGCGUGCAAGAGACGGCCCCCUUCGACUGGACCACCUUCAAGACGAAGCGUGACGCCUACAUCAAGCGCCUCAACGGCAUCUACGAACGCAACCUCGCCAACGACAAGGUCGAGUACCUGCACGGCUGGGCCACGCUGAAGAGCCAGAACGAGGUCGAGGUGGCCCUGGACGACGGGUCCACGGCGCUCGUCCGCGCGAACAAGAUCCUCAUCGCCACCGGCGGCAACCCCACCGCCCCGCCGCCCAUCCCCGGCGCCGAGCUCGGCAUCAACAGCGACGGCUUCUUCGACAUCGACACGCGACCGAAGAAGGUCGCCGUCGUCGGCGCCGGCUACAUCGCCGUCGAGUUCGCCGGCAUGUUCAACGCCCUCGGCACCGAGACCCACCUCUUCAUCCGCUACGAUACCUUCCUCCGCGCCUUCGACCCCGUCAUCCAGGAGGGCGUCACCAAGGAGUACGAGCGCCUCGGCGUCCACCUGCACCGCCGCUCCAACCUCUCCCGCGUCGAGCGCGACCCGGCCGACGGCACGCUGACCCUCACCUACGUCACUGGCGACGACGGCACCGAGUCCACCGUCUCGGGCGUCGACCACCUCAUCUGGGCCAUCGGCCGCACCCCGGCCAUCCAAGGCCUGGGCCUCGAAAACGCCGGCGUGGAGGUCAACGCGCAGGGCUACGUCGUCGUCGACGACUACCAGAACACCAACGUCCCCCACAUCUACGCCCUCGGCGACGUCACCGGCCGCGUCGAGCUCACGCCCGUAGCCAUCGCCGCCGGCCGCCGCCUCGCCGAGCGCCUCUUCGGCCCGCCCGAGUUCUCCGCCCGGAAGCUCAACUACGACAACAUCCCCUCCGUCGUCUUCGCGCACCCGGAGGUCGGCAGCAUCGGCCUCACCGAGCCGCAGGCCGUCGAGAAGUACGGCCGCGAGAACAUCAAGGUCUACAAGACCAACUUCACCGCCAUGUACUACGCCAUGAUGGACCCGGCCGACAAGGCGCCCACCUCGUACAAGCUCAUCGUGCAGGGGCCCGACGAGAAGGUGGUCGGCCUGCACAUCAUGGGCCUGGGGAGCGGGGAGAUGCUGCAAGGGUUUGGCGUUGCCGUCAAGAUGGGCGCCACCAAGGCCGACUUUGACAGCUGUGUGGCCAUUCAUCCUACCAGUGCUGAAGAGCUGGUGACUCUGAGAUAG